AUGAUCCAUAGCGAAGCGAGGAGCGUGCUACGCCAUCCCACCGCCACCGUCACAGAUGACCUCUUCAUGGCCUCCGUCGACCAACUCUUCGUGCUGGUGAGGAAUGACUCGGCAGCCUCGAGUGAGUGUGAAUGUAAGUGUGCGUGUGUGUGCGCGGCUGUAGGUCAGAGAGGUGAGGGAGGCAGCCUCGGCCGUCGUCAGCCGCCAUGAAGCAGGCAGGAUGUUCGACUCGUUCCGGUCCGCGGGCACGCGGCUUUGCGCAUCUGUACACAUACACGUGUGUACACACAUAUACAUACAUAUGUGUGUGUGUAUGUGUACAGGUUUGGGUGUCGGCGGCUCUGCAGAGGGCAGAGAGAGGCGGCUGAUUCGAUUGUGUCGCAAUGGCCGACAGAGACAGAGAAAAUCAAAAGUUCAACUCGUACGUCAAAGGCCCGCUGACGACUGUCAUGAAGGGAGCGCUGUCCACAGCCGGCGCAUCUACCACUUUGGCCCGCACCAUACCGUCGGCUUCCGAGCUGACGAUCAAUCGGGUCGAGAGGGAGAUCGAGACACUCAAGGCCACACUGACUCGCCAGGUGACUGACAGGCAGACACUCACCACUGAGGCAAUGACUGAUUGAUUAAUGAAUCACUGUGAGUGAAUCAGGUACUCAGCAGCGUGGAGCGACAGUCCGUCAUCGCCAUGAAGAAGAAUCUUGACGACAUCCGCACGGCCGCCUCCACCAACCGAGAUGCGCUCCGCCACCUCACGCCAGUGCAGAAGACGCACCUGGUGGCGAUGAUCGACAGCGCAAGGCCGUCCAUCGAGACAAAGUAGGUGCGCACGGCACUGACCUGCCAGAGAGAGAAAAUCACUCACUCACCUGCGUGUGUUGAAUGCAUUGGAUGGACCAGGAUGAACAAGCUGCUGCCGCAGGGGCGCGAGUGA
This is a messenger RNA of Vitrella brassicaformis, 931 nucleotides long. The record is from the annotation of a GenBank genome assembly. Lineage: Eukaryota; Vitrellaceae.